AUUUUGUACCUGUAGCCUGAGUACACUGUGCACCCAUCCUUUCCUAUCUACAGUGUACUACAAUGAUUCUGCCACCGUUUGGGCCCAUAAUUUAGUUUCAUCGGUUGCCGAAGCAUUCUUCUAGCUUAAUAUUCGUAUAUACCAUUUCCCAUCGCGACUUUCUGAUUUAUCUCGGAGAAGAAAUUGGUGAACGCUUUCAACCAUGUCAUCUUCGGCCGCCGACAGCAUCUCGAAGCUCUCCGUUGACGGCGACAACUGGGCGUCAUGUGCUCCCAAUCUCCAGAGCAACCUAUCUAUUCUGCCUCCUCAACAUGCGGAAUUGGCUAAGAUGUUGUUGGAGGCGGGGCAGAGCCAUCUCUUUCAGCAUUGGCCCAUGCCAGGGGUUGAUGACGACAAGAAGCGUGCAUUCUUUCAUCAGGUUGCCAAACUGAAUACAAGUUACCCUGGGGGACUGGCAGCAUACAUUAAAAGUGCCAGGGAACUGUUGGCAGAUUCAAAAGCUGGGAAGAAUCCGUAUGAUGGGUUUACACCAUCUAUUCCAUCUGGAGAAAAUCUGACUUAUGGUGAUGAUAGUUUUGUUCAAUUUGAGGAGGUUGGUGUUAGAGAAGCAAGGAGAUCUGCCUUUGUUCUUGUUGCUGGAGGACUUGGAGAGCGACUUGGAUACAAUGGAAUAAAGGUGGCUCUUCCUCAGGAAACUACCACUGGGACCUGUUUCUUAGAGCACUACAUUGAAUCUAUUUUGGCUCUGCAAGAAGCUAGCUGUGAAUCAUCACAAGGCGAAAGCCCAAUCGAUAUCCCACUAGUUAUAAUGACUUCGGAUGACACGCAUUCACGGACUCUACAACUGUUAGAGUCAAAUGCAUAUUUUGGAAUGAAACCAAUACAAGUGAAACUUCUAAAGCAAGAAAAAGUUGCUUGCUUAGAGGAUAACGAUGCACACCUUGCCUUGGAUCCUCACAAUAAGUACCAAAUCCAGACAAAACCUCAUGGGCAUGGCGACGUUCAUUCACUUCUGUUUACGAGUGGGCUACUUAAAUCAUGGCAUGAUGCUGGCUUGAGAUGGGUUCUGUUUUUCCAAGACACCAAUGGCCUUCUUUUCAAGGCUAUUCCGGCAUCACUUGGUGUAAGUGCCAAAAAACAGUACCAAGUCAAUUCUCUAGCCGUUCCUCGCAAAGCAAAGGAGGCUAUAGGGGGCAUCACCAGACUUACCCACAAAGAUGGGAGAGCAAUGGUGAUCAAUGUGGAAUAUAACCAGCUUGAUCCAUUGCUUAGAGCAAGUGGGUAUCCAGAUGGCGAUGUCAAUUGUGAAACAGGAUAUUCACCUUUUCCUGGGAACAUAAAUCAGUUGAUAAUCGAGCUUGGGCCUUACAUUGAGGAGCUCACAAAAACUGGAGGAGCCAUAAAGGAGUUUGUUAAUCCCAAGUACAAAGAUGCCACCAAAACUGCAUUUAAGUCUUCAACUCGCCUUGAAUGUAUGAUGCAAGAUUAUCCUAAAACAUUGCCUCCUUCUGCUAGAGUUGGAUUUACUGUGAUGGAUGUGUGGCUUGCUUAUGCGCCUGUUAAAAACAACCCCGAAGACGCUGCCAAGGUACCAGAAGGUAACCCAUUCCAUAGUGCUACUUCUGGAGAAAUGGCAAUAUAUCGUGCACAUAGCCUCAUUUUGAGAAAGGCUGGUGUGAAAGUAGAUGAUCCAGUCCAUCAGGUAUUUAACGGACAGCGGGUGGAAGUGUGGCCACGUGUUGUAUGGAAGCCUAAAUGGGCACUCACUUUCUCCAACGUUAAAAGCAAAGUGAGUGGAAACAACUCCAUUUCACAAAGAUCUACUCUGGUAAUAAAAGGUAAAAACAUCAUCCUUGAGGACAUAUCAUUAGACGGAGCUCUAAUCAUCGACGCUCUUGACAAUGCAAAGGUUAAAGCUGGAGGGUCCUUUGAUAACAAAGGAUGGGUGAUUGAGACCGUUGACUAUAAGGAUACAUCAGUGCCAGAAGAAGUGCGAAUCAGAGGGUUCAGAUUUAACAAGGUUGAGCAGCUGGAGAAAUCCUAUAGUGAGGCCGGUGAAUUCUCUUUGAACCCUUAGACAUGGUUCGAUGUCUUAAGGGGGGCGAUGAUCAAUAUUGCAACACCUCUUCAAAUCAAAUGUAACAUUCUUUCUUCGAAAAAUUUGUUCCUUGAUUAUUUAUGUGAAGGGAAAAUAAAUAAUAAAAGAGUGGUGAUAGAUAGGCUGUGAAAUCUCCAAAUAAGUAGAUCCCUUCCAAGUUCCAACUCUUGAAUCAUCCUCUCUUUAUUUAAUUUAUUUAUGUCCAGAAAGCAGAUACAUUUAUAUUUGUGAACUUGUUCAUAAUAUCAUACUCCGUAUAUUCAUAUGUACAUUAUUCUAUGCACUAUAUGUUCAUCAUUAUUUGUUACCUCUAUUGAUCUGAUUGGCGCGAGG
Messenger RNA from Cuscuta europaea, 2431 nucleotides. NCBI's taxonomy places the organism in Eukaryota, Viridiplantae, Streptophyta, Magnoliopsida, Solanales, Convolvulaceae. The record is from the annotation of a GenBank genome assembly.